GUGCCGGGGGGAGCGGGCAGCCAGGAAGGGGAGCGGAGCCUCGGAUCUGGCGUGGGACACCUCGGGUGGCUGAUGCUGGGGUGGCUGCUGGCAGCACUGGCGGUGCUGGCGCAGGGUGGCACUGCCACGGGCCCUGGUUUCUCCUGCUGGAAACGCUGCAGGUCCCGCUGGUUCCUCUGCUCCUGGCCACCCCACGGCCCAACAAGCGACACGUCCUACCUUCUGACGCUCUGCUAUGCAAUGCCCAGGUUGUGCCAGCAGUUCAAGGCGGGUGCAAGGACGACAUACACCCUGAAGCAUCACCAUAUUUACGUCCUCACCAAUGUCACAGCCUGGGUGGAAGCGCGCUGGGGGGACCAGAUCCACAGGACCCCCAACCUCACGCUGUAUCUCAACAAGGCCAGUAAAUGGACCCCCCCCCCCACCACAAUGCCAUUCACCAAGACCGGCGGCCGGCUGAGGUUGCAGAUGCCGAGGUCAUCGUGCCACCAUGGGGACCGGCCACCACAGCGGGAGGCUCGCUUCCGGAUGAUGGGCAACAGCAGCUGGACGCAGGUGAUGUGCGAGACGGUGAUGGAUGAGGAUGACUCAGUGACCUGCACCCUGGGGGGGGACAGCGCCUUUGAGGUUCAGCUCCGGCACAAGCCCUCCCACUGGAGCAGCUACUGGAGCGACUGGAGCAGCUCCAUCUUCAUUCCUGAGGAAAUCCUGGCUAGCCCAGUGCUGAGCUACCAGCUGGGAAAACUGGGGAGAGAUGGGCAGCGGGUGCUGAGGCUGAGCUGGCAGCAAGCCCCCAAGGAGCAAGGGGAUGUCACCUACACACUGCGUGUCCGCAUGCUGGUGUGCCGCUGUGCCAAGCUGGCCGAGGAGGAUGCUGUGGUGCUGGGGGGGGAGGUGAUGGUGCACAACCUCACCCUCUGUGGUGCUGAGUAUGAGAUCCUGCUGACAGCAGCCAAUGCCGCCGGGCCAGGGCCAGCGCGGCAGCUCCGUGUGCCAGCAGAGCACAGUGCAGGUACCAGCCCCUCGGAAGGACUGAGCUCCCUGGCAGCCUUGAGGGGGUUAUUUUCCAGCCAUCCUUCACAUUCCCUGUUUCAUCCAGGUCUCAGCUUCAAGGACAUCAGCAUGGAUGGUGGCACCAUGACGGCGCAGUGGGAAGCACCAAGCCCUGGCUUCGCCUACUGCUUCGAGCAGCAGCCACUGCCAGGAGCACCGAAACAGGGCAUUUGCAUCCAACGGGAUUUCCCUGCUGAGAGCAUCCACGUGGAGAGAGGAGCGUGGGAAGCACCGGCGUGUUACCGCCUCGCCGUGCACAGCUGGGCCCCGGUGCGGGGCUGGUCUACCUUUGCCUUGCAGCACCACUAUGCCAGCAAUGCCUCGCUAGCUGUGCCCAUCCGCAUCAAUGCCAGCGCUGGGGAUGCUGCUGCUGUCCUCCAGUGGAGCCCAUCCCCCCGUGCUGCCUGUCCUGGGGCGCUGGCCAAGUACCUCAUCUGCCACGCAGCUGAGGGUGACAACGUGACCUACGGUGAAGCGGACGCCGCAGCAUCGCACUACAUCCUCCAAAACCUACAGCCUGGCACAGCCUACAGGGUGGGCGUUUGGGAGGUGACAGGGGAGAGCGAGGGGACCUGUGGUGCUUGGUGGCACUUCCAGACCAAGGCACUGGGUGCCCAGGGAGCAGCGUGGAAAUACAACCUGAAGUACCUGGGCAUCUUGCUCGGUCUCCCCACCAUGGCUGCCAUCUACCAGCUCAGCAAAAAGAGGGCUUGCCGCCUCCUCUUCCCACCCCUGCCCAAGCCCAUGGGCAGCAAAGCCAUCCAGUUUGCCACUGGCGAAAUGAACCAGGGUCAGCACCGGCCAGGCUUUGUGGAGCCCUCCGAGAGGUUCAGCCCAGCCGAGCUGCUGCUAAAGGAGCUGAAUCCUGGGAAGGAGCUGACUGACACCAGCACGUGGCCUGGCACGCCACAGCCUGGCCCUGGGGCUGAAGAGCUGGCAGCAGCAUGCCAGCCAGGUGGCCAGAAGGAGCUGCCGUUUGCCUACCGCAGGCAGGAGGUGCCGAGCCCGGUGGGAUUUCCAUCGCCUGGCAGCACCAGUUGCACCAACCACCCACCCAGUGAGAAGGAGGAGGGGGAAGAGGAGGGGAGGCAUGGACUACACCAGCCGCUGGUCCCCAUUGCCCUGCUCAUCUCUGACAAACCCAUCAUCAUCAGGGAUGAGGAAGGAUAGGACCCAUCACUGCAGAAGUCUGUGCUGUAGCCAUCGCCAGGCUGGGAGAGUGGGGAUGGA
Messenger RNA from Falco peregrinus (peregrine falcon), 2283 nucleotides. RefSeq names its product interleukin 12 receptor subunit beta 1 (gene IL12RB1). NCBI's taxonomy places the organism in Eukaryota, Metazoa, Chordata, Aves, Falconiformes, Falconidae. Gene Ontology annotation, molecular function: protein binding. The record is from RefSeq and is a predicted model, not a curated record.